Molecule: messenger RNA, 1755 nt
Organism: Saccostrea echinata
Lineage: Eukaryota; Metazoa; Mollusca; Bivalvia; Ostreida; Ostreidae
Exons: 4
Coding region: 32-1357 (441 amino acids)
Molecular function (GO): protein binding
Source: RefSeq, a predicted model, not a curated record
AAUUUUGUGGGCUUAGACGGGUGUUUCUACUAUGUCUGGUUCACCAUCGACUCUUCUUCGCGAGGAGGGCAAUAAGGUAUACCAGUCGGCAUGUGCGCAUGGAAUUGGCCAAGUCAUUCAGAUUGAUAGGCUUCAGAGGGCAAGGAACUUGUAUCAGAGGGCUUAUGAUGCUGAUGGAACUGACGACGACAAAUGUUCUGCAGCCAAAAAUCUGGCUCUUUGUGAAUGGCGGAUAGGAAAAUUGCAAAUUGCAAAACAGGGGAGAAUAGAACUUAUCGUCCACAACUUUAAAGAGGCUCUGAAAAAUUAUCAGUAUGCUUAUAUAAAAGGCAACAUAUGCAAAGACUCAAAUUGGGUUACUGAUAUUGCCUCCAAAUAUGUUGAAUGCUUCAGAGAUGUUGAGAAAUUUCUUUCCGAAUUUUCAUUUGAGUGCAGGAUUAGGUAUCUUACAUCAAUUGUUCAACUUAUAUCUGUUCCCGAAGUUAUUGCUAAUGUUUAUGUUCAACUUACCCAGCAUCAUUUUCACGAGGGGAUCAAUGCAUGGCAAAAAGGAGAUUUUAUGAAAUGUAAACAUCAAAUGGCUGAAUGCCACUUCCCUAUGCACGAGGCUAGAAAACAUGGGAAGGAACAACCAGAUAUUCUCAGUGAGUUAGAAGUAUUAGAAAAUGAUGUACAUAUGCACAUGUGCAUUGCAGAAUCAUCAAAAGCCAGACAAACAGGAGACGAGUUACUGGAGAAAAUUACCCGUUACUACGAGACUAUUGACAUGAACAUGGUAUGGGAUAUCAUAGAUUGGUACAAACAGUCGAUUCUCCUCGCCAGAGAGCUGGACAUGGAACAAGAGGCAAUAUCACUAGCGAGGAUUGGAAACGUAUAUGCAAAGGUUUUGAAAUUCAAACCUCAGGCAAAGGAGUAUUAUAAAAGGGCCAUUCAGAUGGCUGCGUCGAUGGCACCUCGCACGUUCGUUGCAUGUGAGUGGUACAAGGAAUGCACUGAAAUGCUGAAAAAAUACCAAGAGGAAACGGUUAUGCAUGAACAAGAACAGAAAGAUAAGGAAAAAGAAAAGGUAAAGGAAGAAAUUAAGGGCGAACUGGAAGGGAUCAAAGAGAAACACCUGAAAAUGACCAAUAUUCAAUUUUUAAAAUAUGUCUAUGUCACUUACCCACCGAAAAACGAAGCAUUUAAGCUGGAGAAAGACGCAGAGGAAAAUAUUAAGAAAGCUUUGCAAAAGGCAGUUACCCACUACCAUCCUGAUAGAUCUGAACCGGAAAAAAACGGAUUGAAAUGGAAAGUUAUGUCGGAAGAAAUAACAAAGUUUCUCACGAGUAGGUACGAAAUUCAAAAAGGAAUAUCUUAAAUUGCUGAAAGCUGAUGAAACAAUGACAUUUUCUUUUCAAUUAUAAACAAUAUAACGACAGAAAUGACAUUUGUACAAAUUUUAUAUCAAGGCCAGUGACUCUGCAGAAGUGAUGAUCUGAGAGGACUAUAUACACAGUUAGGUUUUUUUUGUGUAAAAAGACUUUCAUUAACAUUUUAUAUUUGCCUAGGGUAAUUUUGGCAAUUAAUUUGGGCGCCAAGUAUUUGGAAACUUUGUGGUUUAAACAUACUUGCAAUCAAAGACUCUGCAUACGAGGGUCGUUCAGUAAGAAAUACAACAUACGGUUUAUCAUAAUAAAUGUAGAAGCACUUCAUUUUAUUUUUCGCAGUCAAAAAGUACAAAUUAAGAACUAAUCAUUGAAAACUACAUGCUUUCCC